Aegilops tauschii subsp. strangulata is the source of this 1319-nucleotide messenger RNA. RefSeq lists its product as uncharacterized. The record is from RefSeq and is a predicted model, not a curated record. Lineage: Eukaryota; Viridiplantae; Streptophyta; Magnoliopsida; Poales; Poaceae.
CUCCGAGACGCCACCCCUGCGCGCGCCUCGUGAACCACCACCAUCAUCGAGCAGUUACCAGUCCCCCAACUCACCAGUCAGUUCAGUCCACCACCCCACCUCCCCUCCGCUCCUCUCUCCCCCUCCCCCACAGCUCCCUCGUCAUCGUCAUCCCCGCUACUCCUGCCGCUUCUUCUCUUCUCCCAGACUGCGUCAGUCGUCAGCGUCAUCCGGAUCCCCGCCAGGAGCUCGCGACCGAGCAAUCCGAGGAGAAUCCAGCCAGAACCAGAACCAGAACCAGGAAAAUUCGGAACGCAAGUACAAAGCCAGUUGUAGACCCGGCUGGAGAAACCUCAGGGACCAUCCACAUCCAUCUCGACUCGAAGCAACCAGGGGAACACGAAAGCCAGUUGAAAGUUGGUGUUGUGCUAGCUUGAUAUUUUUCUGGGGUAUGCUUUUUCUGGACGGCGAUUUACUGCAGAGCCAGAUCACAAGCAUGGAGAGAACAGCAAAUGUGGUAUUGGAUAUUGAGGGCCUGCCUCAACAACCUGAUAAAUGCUGCACUGGAAGUCCAAAGAUGACCAGAGCCCUGUCGCGUAAGGGUCCAAACCGCAUGGAGAGGAGGGGCGGUGAAGAGCAGGAGCCAGAUGACUUGGCAAAAAAAGUUGUCAUUAAAGUUGUGCCAUCUCAGCUGGAGCAGCUCAAGUUGCCGCUAGCGCACAACAAAACUUUGGUCACUCCACAUUGCACUGCCACCGCACCUGUUCUGACCGACUCUGUUGAAGGAAGGUCCAAGAGAUUUAAUCGACUCACGGCGUUUCAUCCGCGGAGAAUUCUUCUCUUCUUUGCAACUUUGUCGAGCGUGGGGACGAUGGUGCUGAUAUACUUCACCCUCGGCAUCACCGGCAAGGUGGAAGCAUAGUCUUUCUUUACAUUGGCGGCGUGGGACGGCGGCGUGGCGGUACAUUCCAUAGCUAGGACCAGCUUUCUUUCUUUUCAGAUUUUGCUUUGUUUGGGGGAGGUGAAGUACUACUGUCGCAUUAUAGCGAUGCAACAGCAAUGGAGACGACACAGUCAGGCUGGCCAUGCUGCUCGACCAAGCGGUGCUCGUCAUCACUGCCGCCCAGCCCAGUGUGGUGCUCCUUGGCCUCCUAUAAAUUUUCUUCCGUUGUGUACGUAUAAAGAAAGAGUGUGUGACAGUGUGAGACCGACACAGAGUGCCGUUGGUGGUGAUGAUGAUGAGUGCGCGCUGUGUGGGCGCACUGUGCUGAGCUCUAUGGGGGCAGUUUCUCCUCGUUCCUUCUUUUGAUGGAAACUAGAGAAUGGACUCCACUGGGAAA